Molecule: messenger RNA, 717 nt
Organism: Durusdinium trenchii
Lineage: Eukaryota; Dinophyceae; Suessiales; Symbiodiniaceae
Source: the annotation of a GenBank genome assembly
AUGGUUGCAGCGGACCAGUUGGCCACGGGCCAGGGGAAGGCCGUGUCCACGUUCUUACGGAAGUUCCCUGCAGCUCCUGCGGUGCUGGUGCUCUUCAAACACCUGUUGUCACAGGCGGCGGAGACACUAGAGGCUUCCGUGAAACAGCGGCUCUUCCUACAUGGACAAUAUUUGUCUCGCCACGAGCUGAAUCAGUUCCUCACAGACUUCGCUGGCUUCAGGCACGUGGAGCUGAACGUGGUCUCCCAAGCGUUGUUUGGGGCUUUGGACUUGGAGCGAGAAGGACAGAUUCCACAGGAUUUGCUGCUGGAACGUUUGCGAGAGCCACCAUCCAUGAAGGAGGUUUGGCUCGCCGACCUGGAAAGCCUGUGGCCCGGGCGCGAGAGCAUUGUCGAGUAUGCGCGCCGCUCGCCACCCCGGCAGAGCUCGUUGCCCAGGCCGCGCAGCAGCCGACCAGGCUCGGCAUGCACGGCACCGGGUGCCUUUGCCGGGCGAAGGCCCAGUGGGUCUUCCGUUCCUGUGCCGUCGAAGUCGACGCCCAAGCGGCCGAGCACCGCGGGACACGCACGAAGCCGAAGAGAUCGAGAUCAACAAGGCAAAGCUGCACGGGGCGCGGGCGCCAGCGUUUCCAAAGACAUGGUGAACUUUAGAACCCUUAGAAGAUCAGAUUGGCUGGGCUCUGGCUGGCCAGUCAAAGAAGCCAUGCGCAGUCCUUGA